GAUGCUAGCCUACUGGUGUAAACAGCGGUACGCUGCAUUAGGCUACUAGAAAAUUAAACGUGUUGAUGAAACGUUUAGGACGUUUGGUUCAAUACUGAAUUCUAAAGCAAAAUUGGGAUUCAGCAGCAAAGAAAAGGUUGGAGAAGUUAGCAUUUACGGCGAUUACAAGAAGAGGACGCAUCGGAUUCAGCAACUAACACAGGACUGUUUUUUAUUUCAGUGUCAACUUCAGGAUGUUAUUAACUUCCUUCAUCAGAGUGACUUCUUCUCUCCCAGCCUUCUAGAGUAAGGAAGGACGUAUUGUUAAUGUGAAUGCCUGUCUCUACGGUAGAGAGAGACUAAGCCCAAGGAGGAAGAAACAGUAAAGCUUUUAUUGCACUCCGUCUCUCCCGCGGACUGAACUGAACCAUGCAGCGUCCCUUGGACUUGGGGGCUCACUAUUAUCCCCCGGAGGCUCACCCCGACCACCGCUCCCACUCACACCGCUACCGAAGCUUUAUGAUCGAAGAGAUUCUCACCGACCACCCGGACCAUAAGGUGUCUACCCCAGCAGGGGAGCUGCUCAAGUUCGGAGUACAAGCUCUGCUCUCCGCGCGGCCAUACCACAACCACCUGGUUUUGAAGGCAGACCAAUCGGGUAUCCUUAAGUUCCCCAUGUCGCCACUCUCCUGCUCACUGGGAUCACCGUUAGGCUCCGCUCUCCUAUCCGGGGCUCCGGGGCUCCACGGCGGCUCAGCCUCCCACCACCUCCCGUUGGACCUCCACCUCAGGAGCAAGCUGGAACACGGCGGAGACUGCAACAGCAAGACCAAGAAGGGCCGCCGGAGCAGGACGGUCUUCACUGAGUUACAGCUCAUGGGCCUGGAGAAAAGAUUUGAGAAACAGAAGUACCUUUCAACACCAGACAGAAUAGAUCUGGCUGAGUCUCUGGAUCUGAGUCAACUACAAGUCAAGACCUGGUACCAGAACAGACGAAUGAAAUGGAAGAAAAUAGUCCUACAAGGAGGAGGAUUGGAAUCUCCAACCAAACCAAAAGGCCGCCCGAAGAAGAAUUCCAUCCCCUCGAGCGAGCAGCUUUCGGAGCAGGAGAGGUCUGGAGACGUCGACCGUCAGUCCGACGGUUCCACCUCGUCACAUUCAGACACUAACCAAGAGGAAUAAUAAUGUUGGUGCUCCGACUAACUAACAACUCUCUGAAGACGUUCACCAGACGUUCAUACAGUCUCCGGGAUGCGUAAUGGUGGUCGACCGUUGGAUCGAAGUACCUUUGCCCUUGACUUCGAAUGUUUUGGCACUUACAUACAGAGAGACUGAUGUUGGCCUCCCGUAGAAGAGGCGGAACUCUAUUUUUUAUUACUAGUAUCGUUCUUCAGACACUUCCUCCUUGGGACGAGGUUACUUUUCGUAUGAUAUUGUCACGUCUUCUUUCGUAAUCAAUGUGUUCUCAAUACCUAUGCUUCCACCGCGUCACGCCGAACUAACCGUUAUGGAGCGGUAGUGGAGGGGAGGAAGGGACAGAGACGCACACAUCGAGCAGUAGGUCCACUUUUUCAUUGCCUCCAUUCAAAGGACCCACUUUACACACACUUCUUCUGAUCUGUUCUGCCUUUGUUUUGCAUAUUUACAUGAUUUAUGAAGCUAUGUUUUUAUUAUAAGGACAUUGUUGGAUGUAAUUAAAUAUUUUUCCACUUA
Coregonus clupeaformis (lake whitefish) is the source of this 1692-nucleotide messenger RNA. RefSeq names its product BARX homeobox 1 (gene barx1). Gene Ontology annotation, biological process: regulation of DNA-templated transcription. Gene Ontology annotation, molecular function: DNA-binding transcription factor activity, RNA polymerase II-specific; DNA binding. NCBI's taxonomy places the organism in Eukaryota, Metazoa, Chordata, Actinopteri, Salmoniformes, Salmonidae. The coding region runs from base 409 to 1161 and encodes 250 amino acids. The transcript is spliced from 4 exons. The record is from RefSeq and is a predicted model, not a curated record.